Penicillium chermesinum is the source of this 744-nucleotide messenger RNA. RefSeq names its product YEATS domain-containing protein YAF9 (gene yaf9). Bases 1 to 744 code for a protein of 247 amino acids. The record is from RefSeq and is a predicted model, not a curated record. The transcript is spliced from 3 exons. Gene Ontology annotation, biological process: regulation of DNA-templated transcription. Lineage: Eukaryota; Fungi; Ascomycota; Eurotiomycetes; Eurotiales; Aspergillaceae.
AUGCCGUCUGCCACCGGAAACAAGCGUGUCCGAGGCGUCUCCGUAUUCCGACCAUUCAUUUUCGGCAGUGAAGCCCAGCCCUUUGACCCCGAGAAGCGCCCCGCUGACGCGCCCACCGACCACACCCAUUCUUGGCGGGUAUUCGUCAAAGGCAUCAACGGCGAAGACAUCUCCUACUGGCUGAAGAAAGUGCAAUUCAAGCUCCACGAGACAUACGCGCAGAGCGUGCGCACAAUCGAGCAGCCGCCCUUUGAAGUCCAGGAGACCGGCUGGGGAGAAUUCGAAAUCCAAAUCAAGCUGUACUUUGUCCCGGAGUCGAACGAGAAGCCGCAGACGCUAUGGCACAGCCUGAAACUCCACCCGUACGGGCCUGAUGCAGAGGGCAUGAAGGAGCGCCGCGAGGUCGUUGUUAGCCAGAAUUAUGAGGAGGUGAUCUUUAACGAGCCCGUUGAGCCGUUCUACGAGAUUCUUACGGGCGGUGGCCUUCCGGCUGGGGGUUCGAAGGGGAAGGGGAAAAUUCAGAAACAGAUUGCGGGCCGGACGGCCGAGAUUCCUCUUAAUGAUUCGGCUAAGAAUCCCUACAGUCGUGCGACUGAGGGUAAGGAGUUGGAUCGGAUGGCUGAAGCUAUGAAGACUGUUGAGCAGAUGCUCAAGGAAGAGAAGGAGAGGUUAGUGGAGCGAGAGAAGAGGCUGGCUGAGUUACGGGAGACGGAGGGUGUUCCUGCUACUACCAAGAAGCGAUGA